This is a messenger RNA of Solanum tuberosum (potato), 771 nucleotides long. RefSeq lists its product as uncharacterized. The transcript is spliced from 3 exons. The record is from RefSeq and is a predicted model, not a curated record. Bases 160 to 771 code for a protein of 203 amino acids. Lineage: Eukaryota; Viridiplantae; Streptophyta; Magnoliopsida; Solanales; Solanaceae.
UUCUAUCACUUAGAUCAAGAACUUGAGAAUGAAAUUGAAAGUUGGUACAGACAUGAAGUAUUCCUGAAGGCUUACCAAUACUCCAUACAACCUAUUCCUAACAUGAAAAUGUGACCUGAAUCCAACAAUCCUUCUAUUGAACCUCCUGAAGUAAAACCUAUGCCAGGAAGACCUGGAAGAUGCAGGAGAAAACAGAAGGAUGAGCCAAGAAAAAAAUAUGGCAAGUUGUCAAAGAAAGGGGUGAAGAUGACUUGUUCAAGAUGUCAUCAAUUGGGCCACAACAAAUCUGCAUGUAAAUCAGUGACUGAAGCUACUUCUAGUCAAUCAAGUCGACCAGCUCAACCAAUGGCACCACCUCCAAAUAGAGCUUCUCAGAAUAUGAAUCCACCUUCAAUGUGUACUGACACAUCUGCUGUGAAAAGAAGUAACCAAAGUCAAUCUACUGGAAGAGGAAGAGGAAGGGGAAGAGGAUAUUUUGCAACAAAUGCUACUGGAAGAGGAAGGGGAAGAGACAAUGAUCAACCAACAAAUAAUGGAAGCACUCAGCUGCCUGGUAUAACUACAUCUGAGAGAGUGAUAUCACCUGGAACUUUUAAAGAUGCAUCACCAACAAAUAUAGAACUUGGAUUUAAACCUUAUGGUCUCAAAUGGAAAGGCAAAAAUGCAUGGUCAACUUCUCAGCUUCAACAGUUGAGAACAAGAAGGAACUUGGAGUCUUCUACUCAACCAAACACAUCUUUAAUAUGUCAGGGGAAUGGAAACAAUAUGUAG